Messenger RNA from Mytilus trossulus (common blue mussel), 1494 nucleotides. Its product is annotated as microfibril-associated glycoprotein 4-like. The record is from RefSeq and is a predicted model, not a curated record. The coding region runs from base 555 to 1448 and encodes 297 amino acids. NCBI's taxonomy places the organism in Eukaryota, Metazoa, Mollusca, Bivalvia, Mytilida, Mytilidae. The transcript is spliced from 6 exons.
UGUUUUUCUUUUGAACCUUACCAUUUCUCUUUUACGUGUGUGUGGCUAAACCUUGAUUUUUCUUUUAUUUGAGACAAAGACUUUGUCAAGCUUCUGCUAAGAUACUGGUGACUGUUUACAAAGUCCAAGGAGCAUAUGCAAAAUUUAAUAUGAAUAUCGAAUCAGUUGAGAAAUGUGUAUCACAUAUACAGGAGAAGUUGGUAUAUUGCUACUAAGGAACAGCACGUGAUAUAACAAUCGAUAAUUACUCAACCAGAUGAAAUUGCGGAGGCUGAGGUUAUCUGACUGGAUAAUGUACUUGUAUUCUGGUCAUAGCAAUGAUUUCUAAAGAUAACUGAUUAUCUUUAAUUUGAUACAUUGUUGUUAUUGGCAAACUGGGUGUUUACCUCUACUGUAUAAAAGUGCAGAAAUCACACGAGUCGCUUUACAAAACACAUAUAUUAUAGUUAUAAUUUUGAUUGUAUUGCUCUGUGCGGGGAACAGUUCUCAGCAAAUGGUUAAAGCUAUACUGUGAAUUAGAUUGUUCUGACAUUUCUGUUUAUUCCUAGUAUUGAAUGUAUCCGUUAUCCAUGAUGAUUUCAAUAAUGUUAUGUAUUGGACUUGGACUUGGAAAUGGAUUAGUUUUACAUGAAACUCCAGAUACGGAAGUUGAGAUGCCACUUAUUAGUAAUGAUGAUGUUCCAUUGGUUGCUAAGCUGGAUACAAAAAACCUGAAUAAGGCAAUAAAGACCUACAUAAAUAAAACUAUGGAAAGGGUAGUGAUAGAGAAAUUUUCCAUAUUGAAAUCGGAUUUAACGUCUAAAAUUAUGACAGAUAAAUAUCCAAGAGAUUGCGAAGAUGUCACAGGGUCAAAAAGUGGGAUAUACCGAAUAUAUCCCUCAGAUAUAAGGGGAUUUGAAACAUACUGUGACAUGAACAUCGAAGAAGGUGGUUGGUUGGUUUUUCAGCGGAGGCAAGAUGGCAGUGUUGACUUUUUUCGGAACUGGACGGAUUACAAGAACGGAUUCGGUGACCCGACAGGAGAGUUCUGGUUAGGUAAUUCUAGAAUUCAUGAAAUUACAACAAAAGAUGAAUAUGAACUGUACAUACUUAUGGAGGAUCUUGAAGGAGAACAGAGGUAUGCGAGGUACAAGACGUUUUAUGUAGGAGACGUACAUUCAAAAUUUACCCUACACGUUGAAGGAUACAGCGGGAAUGCAGGAAAUUCUUUGGACAGGACCACUCACAAUGGUCAGCCUUUUUCAACGCUUGAUAGAGACAGUUCCAGUAAUUGUCCAAAUAGAUUUAAAGGUGCUUGGUGGUAUAAAAACUGCCAUCACUCCAAUCUGAAUGGAUUGUACCUUAAUGGUUCACACAAGUCAGCUGCAGAUGGUAUUGAAUGGUACCACUGGAAAGGUUACAAUUAUUCCCUCAAAAAGACACAAAUGAUGAUUCGACGUCGUCAUUGAUUUUAUUUCAUAUGGCAGAACUGACGCAGAUAACACGUUGCCUAAU